AUGAGCUACCAGCUGGAGCGGACACGCAACAACCAGCGUCGCAGUCGUGCUAGGAAGCGCGAUUACAUUGCGACGCUGGAAGCCAGAAUCCAGGAUUGCGAACAGUCACGGCGAGACGGAUCGUUACGUGGCUCCGAUGACGAUAGAGACACCGUAGACAAACUUCAGCAAGAGAAUGGUCGCCUUAGCCUGUUGCUUGAGGCUAUUGGUAUUAACAAGGACUUUCAACACUCCUAUCUAGGGACAGAAGGGCUAUCUCCCCUGGUCCAGGUGGUUGGCGAGGACACUAUUGGCAAUCUACAGGGGGAAUCUUCCACGAGCGCAUUGACUGUCCCGAACCAGCAGCAGCAGUCAAUAGGAUGGCCGCAGCCCCCUAUUACGGUGGAGUUUCCAGGGCCUGCACUUCCUGCGGAUGAAUGGAACCAAAACCCUUUAGUCAAUUCGACAUUCUCAUUGUCUACACCUUUACCACCGGGCAUGAUGGUUCACCCGCAGACUCAACCACCACAAAGCUUCCAUAACAUGGCGCUGAAUCCCGAUGCCAUUUCACUGGUUACGCAGCUCCUGGCUGCAUCCCCUGAUGGUUUGACGCCAUGUUCAUUAGCCUAUUCUCUCGCCUAUCGAUAUAACCGUAAGGGACACGAAACUGCGUAUUUGGAUUUUAGGCUUUAUAUAGGCUAUCGGGCAUGUACUGCUGUCGGUGACGGAUGUGUGGUGGAGAAUAAGGUAUUAUUCGGAGUUUUAGCAGAUAUUUCGUAA
Aspergillus puulaauensis is the source of this 759-nucleotide messenger RNA. RefSeq names its product bZIP transcription factor. The record is from RefSeq and is a predicted model, not a curated record. Bases 1 to 759 code for a protein of 252 amino acids. NCBI's taxonomy places the organism in Eukaryota, Fungi, Ascomycota, Eurotiomycetes, Eurotiales, Aspergillaceae. The transcript is spliced from 3 exons.